UUGGCCAUUGGAGAAGUUUUAAAAAAGCACUUCAUAACAUCUUGUUGUCUUUUGAGUAAGAUUAAGUACUGCUUAGAAGUGGUUAUGUUAAAGUCCUGAGUGGCAAUUUUGGGAAGGCAGACAAACAUGAUUUUUAAAGGAUGCUAUUUCUUCCAAAUCUCUAUGAGACUGAAAUGAGUGAGGUGAAGGACAUGCCCUAAAAUAACCAUAGCAAUGUGUUGAGAACCUGGUACCUGACAGAACUGAAAUGGAGAGCCAAGAAAACCAAAUGAGUUGUCAAGAAAAUAGAUUAUGUCCAGGUUCUUGAGCAUAAAGGAGUCCAGGGGUGGGUGUUCACAGACUAAAACAGCACCGUUAAACAUGGUGGUUUCAGUCCUUUCACAAUUUAAAUCCUUUGUAACACCCUUUUGUGAUACAUUGCUUGUUGGCUGAAUAUUCCUGGGAUGCACGGAGUGCUUCCGUGGAACACCAGUCCACUGCAUUUUGUGGUUAUACUUCAUGCAGUGAUGGGCACCCUAGGGAAGGCAGCUGUGCUUUGUCUGUUCACUCUGUAGUUGCCAACUUCAACUUAGCUGGAGAAAAUAAUGGGAUCUUUCCGUUCAUGGCACCCUCGGUGAUGUAUGAAAGGCAGUAACAGCAGUUCCCAGGGAUAAUUGCAACCCUGCCUGCCUGUCUCCUGCUGCUUUAGGAGCUGAGUUUGUUCCCCAGUUUGUGGUGAUUACUGAAGGAGUUUGCAUGUGAGAGGGACAAGUGGGCUGUUACAAACAGGGAUAACUGAGGCUCAAAUGCUUCCUUAGACGAGAAUGAGAAAAACACAGUUUGGAAACAGAGUGCAAUUUGACAGGAGGCUUUCUGGGAUUAGAGUGUGCUUGAAAAAGACAAUGGGCAUUGAUUUCAUAGGCUGUGCUGUCUCUUUUCAGAUUGACUAGGGGUUUUAACUUGAUAGAGGUGUGUGUGUCUUUAUACAAUACCAUUUUCACUUUUCAAAAGAGAGGUGGAGAAGAACGGUAGUUAGAAAGACAGUGAUUGACAACUUGCUUUUAGAAUUUGAGGGAAUGAAAGUACAGUCCCCUCAAAUUGCACUUACCUGUUAGCAGCAACUUGGGAAUCUGUUCUCAGCAUGAGUGUUAUAUGUAUAACCAUUAGACUUAGUGGCUAGACUGCAAAUUAGGUCUCCCAGCUGUGCUAUAACUGUUCCAGGUUAGGGGACAGUGUUGGUUCUCUGGAUGUGUAAACGUGGUUUCAUCCUUUAGUGUGGACAAGAAGACUUUAGUCUGUAGAGGCUUGAACCUUUGCAGGGCUGUAGCAUGAGACUUGGACAAAUUUUCACUUGCUAAGCAGUGAAAGAGAACCUUAAGUUGAGGCCCUACCUCUCCUGUCAGCCCUGGAGGAAAUACAAGUGUGGAGGAGAUUGGAGCUGAAUUUCCAAUCAAUGAAGAGGGGUAAGCAUUGUGCUCCAUUGAACCACGUUGCUCUGACUUCUGUGAAAACAUUUUCUUUCAGACCUGUUCUUGACUGGUGUCACGUAGAUCUGGUGAGAUGUAAAGCAUUCAGGAAAAGCUGCUUUUUGUCAUGGCAGCAGGAUAAUUCUGCCUUGCUAGCAACAAGUUCUUUUUGAGGCUGCAGGUGCAUAAUGCUGGAAGUCUUUGUUUUCCAGGUUUUUUGUCAGAGCUGAAUCUGUCCCUUUCAGUCAUCCCUGCUCUGCCAGACAUGAUUGUCUGCUGAGAAAAGGAAGAGAGUAGUGUCUGUAACACUUUGAGGACUGAGGCUGGUGGAUUAGAGAUGAGGAAUUCAUAAGGAAAGUACCGAAAGCCUUUGGCAAACUAGGCAAGAUGUGACGGGAAAUACACAUGCUCCUUUGUUUAUGUUUCUUCUUCUUUUUCUUCAGAGCAAAGAAACAUUCAGAAGAACCUGAAUUUUGAUCUGUAUUUGGGCACUAGAAGUCGAGUAGACAUUUCUCAUCCCUGGCUUGAGGCUGCAGCGUUCAGCGUAAGCCCAGGCAGACAGCAGCACAAGGCUGGUUGUGUUCCACACCUCUCACCUGGGAAGAGACAUCCCAGUCUGAGACAGACUAAUCUCUCCUGCCCUUCUCAGCUGUUCCAGGACACUGCCACUCAGUUCUCCGGUUUCUGCUUCCUGCAGCAGAAUAUUCUCUGCUCUAGGCUGCAGCACAACAAGUGUGUGGCUCACAGAGUCCCCAUCUUGGUUUGUCAGUGCUCCCUGCUGAGAAUCUCCCUUGCACCUUGAGGCUUGUGGUUUAGAAGGGAGAAGGAGCGAGAGUAUUGGCUUUCCUCAACAACACCCUCAGGAAGCAAAGGCAGCUGGUCCCUGCUCCACACACACUCCUUGUCAUCAGUAUUUACAAAAUAGGAACAAGAAUAGUGACUAUCCAGUGGAAAACCCAACAGCAUCAGCCUCCUGGCUGCUUCUUGUAUGGAUCCUGUGAACCCUUCCCUGGUCAAUGCACAUUUGUCAUCUCACACUGCAGAUUUCUCUCUUAGGCCUGAGGUAGGGGUGUGUCCCUCUUCAAGGAGCUCAAGUGAAAGUGUGAACGCUUGUGGUAGUUCAGCCCUGACCUUGGGGGAUCUCGAUCCAUCUGGUUUGGACUCCUUUCAGUCUCUUUUGCAAUCCUCACAGAUUUCUGCUAGCUUGUACUGUUCAAUCCAGAGGCUUAAGCAACAAAGUGCUUCGAUGGGGAUACGGGGCUCCCUCCCUCUGGAGCCCAGGUCUUCUCCAGUCAGUGGCCGUUUGCACUUAGCUGCUGAUGAUGCAGCUCCCGGUAUCCUGACCAUGGGAGAACAUCUAGCUGCAGCAAGGACCAGUGCAGCCCAGGCAAGAUUGAAGUGGGGUGUCCCCUUUGCUAAAGACUGGAGCCUUAGUGCAGUGGCAAGGGAAUUCAGUCAUGCAGAACCUCUCUCUGUCUCUCACAGAUAUGGAUACAUGGACUCAAACACAUGGAGAAUAAAAAUUUCAGGUGUCAUCCAACCACAAGCCCUUGCUUUUGGAGUGGGCUCUGGCAGGCUAGUGGAUACAGAAGCAGAAUCCUCCUACAGUUGGUCCCCCUAUUUCAGAGUGCAGCCCCCGGCGAAGCCAACUCUGGAAACUGCUAGUCUUUAUGUUCACACAAAAAGUCAUUCCCCAAAAGAGGUUCUUAAAGGAGAAGAGACAUCUAAUGGGGCAUCUCUGUGUGCUGAAUCUUGGAAGAAAGACCUUCCAGCCAGUCUGUAUCCAGAGGGUCUGCAGGUGUCACUGGAGACAGAUUUCAGGGGGGCUCAGAUGAACGUUGGUGUAGCCAUGUAUGGAACUCCAGGGGAAGUGUGUGUGAGGGUCGAUUCUCCUCCUGGAGAUAAAGAGUUUAGCCCAGGCCAGCAGCUUAGUGUUAAAUCUGUAGAAGUCAACAGCUCUGAACCUAGUGUUAAGUGCAUCAAAGAGUCAGAAGAUGUGUGUGACCCCAGAUCAGGAGCAGCCAGAAGGAUGGCUGUGGUGGGCAGCAGCCAGUCCAGCCCUUUGGGUACUCAGGGUGAAGAAGGCUUUGGUGAAUAUUCUCAUGUAGAUUGUACGAAUGUGAGCAGAGAAGAAACAAACAAAUACUCCUACCAAGGCAGCUGGAGGAAUUUGGAAGAUGAUGCCAGUCUCAACCAGUCUGGAGACCAUUCUGUGGAGAGGAAUGCCAAAGAACCACGGUGCUGUGAAGAAGGGAGCCAGACACAGGGAACUGUGUCCAGAGAGGUCUCUGAGAACAGCUUCUGGUCAUUGAAGGUGAAUGAACAAAGUUUCCAGCACUUGUGUGACAGAGAAAUCCUCAGAAGGUGUUUCCAGGCCUGGAGGAGACACGUCCUUUGGAAAAGGGCUGCAGCCAGGCAGCUCUACAGUGAGCAGCUGCUUCGGAAGGGCCUUGGUGCUCUGCAGUGGGCUGUGCACUGGAGGAGGACACAGCUGGAGGUGGCCCGGAGGAGACAUGCUAACACACUGCUGGCUGCCAGCUUCCACAGGUGGAAGGAAGCUGUGGCAAAACGGAGCAAGAAGGAAGCUCUGCAGCCUGAGCCAUAUUCUUAUACCCAAAGUUCAUCAGCAGGGGGUUUUGGAGUAGGAAGAUUAGCAACUAUGACAACCUCAGCUCAGCAUCAGCUUACAACAGGAUACUCAAAGGAAGCAGAGCAGGCUCGUAGGGUGGAGGGAGAGCUGUGGACACAGCUUCGUCAUAGUAAGAGAAAUGAGUUCUGCUGGAGAGCUGAAGCCAUCAGAGACAUGAGACGCCUGGCUGCAGCUUUCAGACUGUGGCGCCUGCAGAAGGAGGUGCUGAGCAAAGAGGAAACCAGGCUUUCGGAAGCCCGUGCCCUGCUGGAAAGGAAGAAGCUACGGAACCUUCUCUGGAUGUGGCGUUCCCGAUGCUUGGAAAUGAAACAGAUUUUAGCACUGACAACUCAAAUCCAAAGAGCCUCAACCUCCCGGUGCUUCAGUGCAUGGAAGGAGGCUGCUGAGCAGAAGGCACUUAACAGGUGCAACCUGGCCCGUCUCAGAGCAGUAUCACUGAGGAAGCACUUCCACCUGUGGGUUGAGAUGCUGCAGGUCAGAGAAGGUGAUAAGCAGGCAGUGGUGAACCUCUUCCUCCUACAAUGGCGGCAGCAUCAUGGAGCAGUUAUAAGCUCAGAAGCUGACAAGAGAGUGACAAAGAGGCCUGAAGAUCAGCCAUUGUGGACUGUGGAGAGGCAGUUUCUGGAGAAAACAGACUGCUCUUUUGAUGACUUCUGCCAAAAGCUGAAGCUGCAGAGGGUGUAUCUGCUGUGGAAAGCAAGGCUGUGCGAGCAUCACAAAGCUGAUUAUUUCUCUCAGACUUUGGAGCAGUGUAGACUCAGAAAAGCUCUGAAACUGUGGCACCAAAAGUACCUCACGCUGAAGACAAUUGAACAAAGUUCUGAGCACUCGCACAAAGCUGUUAAUGAGGAACCUCUUCCCAUGCUGUUUUCUGAGGACCUCUCAAUAUCAUCUGGCUUUGACAGCAGUGCUGCAGCUACUCUGAACUCUCAAAGCUCAUUGGAAAAGGAGUGCAGUCUCAGUGACAGCAGCCAGUACGGCUUCUCCCUUCUGAUCUCUGAGGAUGUCACACACCUGCCAUGUCACAGUUCUUUCCUGCAACUCCACCAGUGCACAGAGCUGCCAGCUGAGCUGGGUGGGGAGCUGUGCUUGCAGACCUCCUUUCCUCCACAGAGCACUGGAUCUGGAAGAAAUUGGUUUGUGGGAGAUGAGUUCCAGACUUUGGUGCUGCAGAGUCCAGAUAAUAACCAGCUUCUCACCAGUUACUCUGCAUGGGAAGAGGACUACAGUUCUGACAAGGAGGUGGAGAGUUGCUGGCAGCAGGCAGAGAAAUGCUGCCUGCAGAGGUACUUCAUUGUUUGGUCAGCUCGGACUCAACAGCUUGUAAAGGUCCAGCAGUACUUCAGGCACGUUCAGCUGUCUCGAGCCUUUCUCAGCUGGCACCACUGGGUCGUGGAAAAUAAGAACAGAAAAGCAGCAGCAGCCCUAAAACAUGGAGAUCAUUGCUGCCAGAUGGCUUUCAGCCUGUGGAAAAAGAGAAUGGCCCAGAAAGUGGAAGUUGACCGGAGAUUCAUGUGUCACGUGCACCAGAUCACUGCUGAUGCUCUGAAGCGUUGGCAUUCCUGCUGGCAAAGGAAUCGUGCUCUGAGGGAGCUGCAGCAGCAGUGGGCUCAGCACAGCUGCCAGGAGAAGAAGAGGCUGGUCCUGCAGACGUGGUAUUACCAAACAAUGAAGCAGAAAUAUGCUGCUUUAUUCUGGGAACGUCUUCUCCUGCACAGGUGCCUCAUCACCUGGGCCCAGGUCACUGCGUGUAGUCUGAGGCAGCACGAAGCCCUCUCUGAGUUUAAAAGGGUCAGAGAGCACCGUCUCUUACUUGUGAGCUUUACUGAGUGGAGGAGCAAACUCUUGAGAGCUAAACAGAGAGUACCAGGAGAGAGAAACCACAAGUGGCAGGCCCCCUCUCCAGGUAAAGCCUGUCACCGCUGGCGAGUGGCUGCACGAGGACAGCAAGCCCUGCGCCUGGGAUCUGUGGCCACUGUCAAACAGGCCUGCAACUACUGGACCAAAGCAGCUGCCUUUUCCCAGUGCUUACGGCAGCGCAGUACCCUCAUAGGGGCUAGGAAAAGCAGGAAGAUGGCUCUGUCCUGGCCCCUGAAAAGCAGAAGAGGCAGAGAAGAGGGUUCAGCACCAGCUGGACUUUUUCCCAGUGCCAUUCAGCGCUGGCUGGUGAUCUACAGAAACCAGCACAGGGCUGAAAGGCUGCGGCUCCCUCACCUGGUGGAGAGACCUGAUGUGGUGGGACCCUCUCAUGCCCAUGCAAGGAUCGAGGAGAACAAAGCCGAGGUGGACUUGGAGGAGUGGGAUGAGGAGCGUCUCGGGAGGAAAUACCUGAGGUGGUGGCAUCGCACAGUGGUCCUUUGCCGGCACCAGCGUGAAAGGAGACUGCUCUGUCUGGCAAGGGGGUGGCACCAGUGGAAGGAAGCCAGCAGGGUGGUGAUACUGGCUCAGGUGUUGGACCGGCAGCGGCUCAUAGAAAAGACCUGGAGGGUGUGGAGGCGAAGAUAUUUGCAAAGCUAUGUGGUACAGAAUUUUUUGGAGGAGGAAGCCAGGAGCCUCCUGUCCCAGGCCUUUGGAAGGUGGCAGCAGCUCACAGCAUUCCAGCUCAAGGACAAAGGACUCUGCUGAAUGGAAGGGGACUGCCUGCAGCUGCUGCUCAUUUCAGGACACAUCGAGGAUGUGGCUCCUGUCACAACAAAGAGUUGGUCCUGUGCAGUCGAGAAAGAGAACACUGCUCUUGUGAUAAAAGCAGCGCUGCAGGCCAGGAGGGUGACAGCCAAAGGACAACCAGGAAGAGAUGGUAUACCUAGUCAAAGGUCCUCUUUAAAGGACUUGUAUCCUACCUCCUUAGCAGCACAAAUGGAGAAGUUACUCCCCAUUGUUGUGAGGUUGCACUCCCUUCUCCUCUGGACCCUGCUUUUGCUGCAGUUCUGAUUAAAGGUCAAAAAA
This is a messenger RNA of Corapipo altera (White-ruffed manakin), 7041 nucleotides long. It is a transcript of the gene CUNH1orf167, whose product is annotated as chromosome unknown C1orf167 homolog. The record is from RefSeq and is a predicted model, not a curated record. NCBI's taxonomy places the organism in Eukaryota, Metazoa, Chordata, Aves, Passeriformes, Pipridae. Bases 2434 to 6720 code for a protein of 1428 amino acids. The transcript has 20 exons.